Notolabrus celidotus (New Zealand spotty) is the source of this 1796-nucleotide messenger RNA. Its product is annotated as CCR4-NOT transcription complex subunit 6-like. Gene Ontology annotation, cellular component: cytoplasm; nucleus; CCR4-NOT complex. The coding region runs from base 138 to 1796 and encodes 552 amino acids. The record is from RefSeq and is a predicted model, not a curated record. Lineage: Eukaryota; Metazoa; Chordata; Actinopteri; Labriformes; Labridae. Gene Ontology annotation, biological process: nuclear-transcribed mRNA poly(A) tail shortening. Gene Ontology annotation, molecular function: poly(A)-specific ribonuclease activity; protein binding. The transcript has 12 exons.
CUGGCGGACCGAGCGGAAGUGACGUUUGUUGUUCUUGUCGUUUGAGACGUUCAGGGUCUGAUGGGUCCUUCAGUCCUUUUAUGUCUCCUCAGAUCCUCUCCUUAAAUCCUACCGGCCCCGAAUGAAGAUUAACAGGUAUGCCAAAAGAAAAAUAUGAUCCUCCCGAUCCUCGUCGAUGUUACACCAUCAUGUCAGCCGAGGAGGCGGCCAACGGGAAGAAGUCUUACUGGGCCGAACUCGAGAUCUCAGGUCGUGUUCGCAGUCUCAGCAGCUCGUUAUGGACGCUUACUCACCUGACGGCGCUUCACAUCAAUGACAACAACCUGACCCGCCUCCCCCCCGACAUCGCCAAACUGCCUCACCUGGUUUACCUGAACCUGUCCUCCAACAAGCUGCGCAGCCUGCCUGCCGAACUCGGCAACAUGGUCUCUCUCAGGGAAUUACUUUUAAACAACAAUCUGUUACGAGUCCUGCCUUAUGAACUCGGGAGACUCUUCCAGCUUCAGACCCUGGGACUCAAAGGAAACCCUCUGUCCCAGGACAUCCUGAACCUGUACCAGGAACCUGACGGAACCCGAAAACUACUCAACUACAUGCUCGACAAUCUGGCAGUCCAUCCUGAGCAGCUUCCUCAGAGACCGUGGAUUACUCUGAAGGAGAGAGAUCAGACAAGUCCAACAGCUGUGUUCACAGUCAUGUGUUAUAACGUGUUGUGUGAUAAGUACGCCACGCGACAGCUGUAUGGUUACUGUCCAUCCUGGGCGCUCAGCUGGGAGUACAGGAAGAAAGGCAUCAUGGAGGAGAUCACACACUGCGACGCUGACAUCAUCAGUUUACAGGAGGUGGAGACGCAGCAGUACUACACUCUGUUCCUAGAAACCCUGAAGGAUCGUGGGUAUGACGGGUAUUUCUGUCCGAAGUCUCGAGCUAAACUCGUCUCUGAGGCUGAGAGGAAACAUGUGGACGGCUGUGCUGUUUUCUUCAAAACACAGAAGUUCACUUUGGUUCAGAAACACACAGUCGAGUUCAACCAAGUUGCCAUGGCGAACUCUGAGGGGUCAGAGGUCAUGCUGAACAGAGUCAUGACCAAAGACAACAUUGGGGUCGCCGUGCUGCUCGAGGUCAACAAAGACAUUUUCUCUGAAGGUGUGAAGCCUCCUCAGGAGAGGCAGUUGGUCUUGGUUGCAAACGCACACAUGCACUGGGACCCUGAAUUUUCUGAUGUCAAAUUGAUCCAGACGAUGAUGUUCCUCUCUGAACUAAAGAGCAUCGCUGAGCGUACUUCGGGUUCCGUGGCAGCCGGCUCUCCCUCCUCGGACCCGUCCUCCAUCCCGAUUGUCCUCUGCGCCGACCUCAACUCUCUUCCUGACUCUGGUGUGGUGGAAUACCUGAGCAAUGGCGGUGUGGCUGACAACCACAAGGACUUCAAAGAACUCCGCUACAACGAAUGUCUGAUAAACUUCAACUGCAACGGAAAGAACGGCAACUCAGACGGCAACAUCACCCACAACUUCCACCUGAAGAGUGCGUACGACGGCAACCUGAUGCCUUACACCAACUACACCUACGACUUCAAGCACAUAACCAACUACACCUACGACUUCAACUACACCUACGACUUCAACUACACCUACGACUUCAACUACACCUACGACUUCAACUACACCUAUGACUUUUACUACACCUAUGACUUUAACUACACCUAUGAUUUUAACUACACCUAUGAGUUUAACUACACCUAUGAGUUUAACUACACCUAUGAGUUUAACUACACCGAUGACUUUAACUACACCUAA